Komagataella phaffii GS115 is the source of this 2028-nucleotide messenger RNA. RefSeq lists its product as hypothetical. The record is from RefSeq and is a predicted model, not a curated record. NCBI's taxonomy places the organism in Eukaryota, Fungi, Ascomycota, Pichiomycetes, Pichiales, Pichiaceae. The coding region runs from base 1 to 2028 and encodes 675 amino acids. The transcript has a single exon.
AUGUUCAAGAACUGUGAGCCAACUGACACGUUGUCUUUAGAGGCAUGUAAAAAAAUUGACAGGGAGUAUUAUAAUGCAAAAAAUUCUCUUGCCUAUCUAUUGAACCAAGAGGUACUGCACAAUGUGGCCAAACUACAGCUAUAUCGCACCCCCGAGGAAGAAGAAGUGACAACAGAACAAUUGAGGUUGUUUCAAAUAGUGCAAACGACGUACUGUUAUUGUGAGUUUACCCUUUGUCAAAGUCGAACUUUCAAAGACCCACUCUUCACGGAAUCUGAAAAGUGUUUAGUGUCAGAGAGUCUGAACAUCUUCCUUGUAGCAAUAUCAACAAAUGAUUCCUUUGGUACCGUAGCUAUUCAUAGAUACCUUUUGUCGUUUCUUCUGCAAACCUCCGAGUUCUUUCAGUUAUUUCCAAAUGUUCCUAGCCAUUGGAUGAGCCUUGACAGACAAAACGCAAGUCUGAAGGAUGAGAAGAUUUGGCCUUCUUCUUACUUCGAAACGAAACUAUUUCCUUUAUUUGAAGCCAUUCAAAGGGUCUCGUUUGCUCCCACAUCACAUCAGUUUCCGGAUGAAUUUGGAAUUUUCUAUGAUUGCUUCCAAAAUAUAAUCAAGUGCGCUAAUAAUUCAAUUCAAGUUGAAAACUGGGUAAAGCAAUCCGGCAAGCUUGUGAGGUUCAUUGUAAAGCCUUUUGAGGAUAUUUCGGUUGCGAUGUUGAUCCAGGCUCCCAAAUUUGAACCGAUUCUGUACAAGUAUCAGUUUCCUUUACUUCGAAUGAUGGAUGGAACGCCAAUUAGUGAUAUUGAUGUAAACAUCAAAGUCUUAUUCCAGCACAUCAAAGAAGAAGAGACAACUGCAGUCAAUCCUAGUUUACUAUUCAAUAUUCGCCUGCUUGAAAGGUGGCUCUGCAAAAUUUUAAAACUCAUGAUUGACUGUCAAGCAAGAGAUAUUAGAAUCAACAUUUUCAAAGAAAUCCGCCGUAACAUAUUAGACUUGAUAAAUGCAUUUUUUAUCCGAGAAGACAUUAAUUGCUCAAUUUGCUAUUACACUGUAUAUCUUCUGAGUGAAUUUGUCAAAAUAUUUUCAAUCGAACAUGAAAUGCUUCAAGAAGAGUUCCUAACUCCCUUAAUAAAUGAAACAUCUUUGGAAAAGAUGUUUCUUCAUUGCCUAAACAGGGAUCCAAAUAAGGACAUGAUAGAAGACAUUAAUCAUUGGAACAAACUCACGAAUAGCCAAGUGUUUGUUUUCAAAUUAGUGUAUCAAUUAUUCAACUUUGGUCUGGACCAAACACUAGCAGUCCUAUUUCUCAAAGAACCUUCUCAGUUAUGCAAAGAAGUAUGUCACCCUCAAUUGGAGCCAGCCAAAGAAAAUGAGAUUUUGCGGUCAAUGUGUUAUGCCAUAACUGGUUCCAAGAGUUGCAUAGUUGAUACCGAUCAGGUAGCAAGACAGAUAGUGCAAAAUUUGAUAUCUCAAAACAAACUGGCUGCUGACAACUCCAAAGGAAAUGAUGUAAAUAAAAAUCAGCGUUUAGAAUUUGAUUCGUCCAAAUCUUUGUCAUUUUACCUGUUGUCCACACAAGUAAGUUAUUUUUAUAAUGACCCUAUCACUUGCUUCUUUUCAUCAGGUUUGUUAGUUUUGUUGAAUCGACUCGUAGAUUCUUUCGACACUGGAUGUGCCAUUCCACCAAUUAAAGAAGUAACCAGUAAAGAGGGAUUUGAAAAUACUAUUGGUAUUAUUAGCAGGAUAAUAGUGGAAAAUUACAACUGUUUUCAAUUGUAUAGAGAGAUCAUAUCCAAAAAAGGUGGGUCUUUUAAAUAUAUUAAACCCAGUGAAUCUAUCCAACAGUUACUCCUGCAAUCCAAUAACAAAACUCUAUCACAGACACAAGAAUGUUUGAUAGAAUUCAUUGAAUCUAAUGAAGUUGUUGACAUUUCAGUAUUAAGACAAAACAUGCAAUUAUUUGAGACGCUUGUGACUAGUCUCUACUGCAUUGAAAAAGCCAAAUCCAUAAGAACCCAUGAUCAUAAGUAA